Molecule: messenger RNA, 1146 nt
Organism: Nanorana parkeri
Lineage: Eukaryota; Metazoa; Chordata; Amphibia; Anura; Dicroglossidae
Gene: CTBS
Product: chitobiase
Exons: 7
Coding region: 6-1100 (364 amino acids)
Biological process (GO): chitin catabolic process; carbohydrate metabolic process
Cellular component (GO): extracellular region
Molecular function (GO): chitin binding; chitinase activity
Source: RefSeq, a predicted model, not a curated record
GAAGGAUGCAGAUGUGUACCGUGUGCUGGGUGCCGGGACUGCUCCUCCUCAUAGGGACUGCUGUGUGCCUGGCUGCCUGUCCCUGCUCGGACCCGGCUCUGUGUCAGCCCAUCCAACACUCCCGGGACUUCGAGGUCUAUGUCUUCCUCGUACGUGGCAAAAACUGGAAGCACUAUGACUGGUCUGAGGUGACUACAGUGGCUUUAUUUGCCCCCUAUGACCCCGAGCUCAUGUGCUUUGCACACUCCAAAGGAGCAAGAUACGUACUAACUGGAGAUGUGUCCGUGAAGAAAAUCGUAGACCCAAAGGUGAGAGCUGACUGGAUUGCAGAGAAGGUGAACCUGGCCAAGGCUCAGUACAUGGAUGGGAUCAACUUGGACAUCGAGCAGCCGGUACUUCCCCAAACGCCCGAGUAUUACGCUCUGACGGAUCUGGUGAAGGAGACCACAGAGGCCUUUCACAGAGAAAUCCCCGGAUCUCAGGUGACCUUUGAUGUUGCGUGGUCCCCCAAAUAUGUGGAUGUUCGUUGCUAUAACUAUUCUGCCAUAGCGGAGCUGUCCGACUUUUUGUUUGUAAUGUCCUAUGAUGAGCAAUCUCAGAUCUGGACAGAAUGUAUCGCUGGAGCCAACGCACCAUUUAACCAAACCAUAACUGGUUACGAGCAGUUCAUUAAUAUAAGCAUUGAUCCGAAGAAGCUUGUAAUGGGUGUCCCGUGGUAUGGUUAUGAUUAUGUCUGUCUCAAUUUAACAGAGGAUAACCGGUGUGCAUUGGAAAAACGCGCGUUCAGAGGAGCUCCAUGCAGCGAUGCGGUAGGCCGUCAGGUAGGCUACGGGACAAUUAUGAAGCAGGUGAACAGUUCUCUGACAGGGCGGUUAUGGAAUGAUGAGCAGAAGGCUCCUUUUUACAAUUACAAGGACAAAAAUGGGGAAACCCAUCAAGUGUGGUACGAUGACCCAGAGAGUAUAAGACUGAAGGCAGCCUACAUCAAGAAGCUCGGCCUCCGAGGGAUCGGGAUGUGGAAUGGAGACCUUUUGGAUUAUUCUGAUGAUCCUGUAGCCCAGGAGCAAACCAAGGAGAUGUGGAAAGCGUUAAUACCAUAACUGCUGCUGGCCGUUUGACACCUCUAGCCCAGGAAGUGGUUUGUUA